This is a messenger RNA of Musa acuminata subsp. malaccensis (wild Malaysian banana), 2611 nucleotides long. RefSeq names its product microtubule-associated protein 70-1. The record is from RefSeq and is a predicted model, not a curated record. Lineage: Eukaryota; Viridiplantae; Streptophyta; Magnoliopsida; Zingiberales; Musaceae. Gene Ontology annotation, biological process: cytoskeleton organization. Gene Ontology annotation, molecular function: microtubule binding.
CCUCCUCGCUCUCGCUUCACUGUAGUUCACUUAAUGCUCCCCCCCACGCCACAUCACCCGCGACGAGGGCGAUCGGAGGAGGAUAACGGAGUUAGGGUUCCUUCGGGAGCUGAUCGAUCGAUCGAUCGAAGCCCUCGGAAGGAGAUCUCAGUCGCGAUCGAGGAGGAGGAAACCCUAAUCCUCCGAUCCGGUGCUGAGAUUCGCAUUUCGAUUUCCUUUCCCCCUCUUUCCCCUCUUCUUUUGUUAUUGGGUUCUUUCUCGAUGUGAGAGCGCGUCAGAUCCGGGAUGUCAGAUCUGUUCGACGACUGCGGGGAGGGGUUCGUCGGCGAGGCCGACGGGGGGAAUGCGACGCCGACAACGCAGCCGGCGGUUCUCACGGCGUCUGUCUCGUCCAGGGGUGAGCCGAAGGCGGGGCCGACUCUGAGGCGGAGGGCCUCGAUUAAGCCCAGCUUGGAUGUCGAGGAGUUCAUUAAUCUGCUCCAUGGAUCGGAUCCGGUGAAGGUGGAGCUCAACAGGCUCGAGAAUGAAGUUAGAGACAAAGAUCGGGAAUUGUCGGAGGCACAUGCGGAGAUCAAGGCUCUUAGGUUGUCCGAACGUGCAAGAGAGAGGGCAGUCGAAGAGCUGACGGAAGAAUUAACAAAGCUGGAUGAGAAGCUCAAGCUCACCGAAUCGCUCCUGGAGAGCAGGAAUCUUGAAAUUAAGAAGAUAAAUGAUGAAAAGAAAGCAGCCUUGGCUGCCCAGUUUGCAGCUGAGGCAACACUUAGAAGAGUUCACGCAGCUCAAAAGGAUGAUGACAUGCCUCCAAUUGAAGCCAUUCUUGCACCUCUCGAGGCAGAGUUGAAGCUAGCGCGUCAAGAGAUUGCAAAGCUACAGGAUGACAACAGGGCAUUAGAUCGUCUUACUAAAUCAAAGGAAGCAGCACUUCUGGAUGCAGAACGAACUGUACAGAUUGCUCUAGCAAAGGCUUCUUUGGUGGACGAUCUACAAAAUAAGAACCAGGAGUUAAUGAAACAGAUUGAGAUCUGUCAGGAGGAGAACAAGAUCUUGGAUAAAAUGCACCGACAAAAGGUUGCUGAGGUUGAAAAACUUAGCCAGACUGUGCGAGAACUAGAAGAGGCUGUUCUUGCAGGUGGUGCAGCUGCAAAUGCCGUUAGGGAUUACCAGCGGAAAGUUCAGGAGAUGAGUGAAGAGAUGAAAACCCUUGACCGUGAACUUUCUCGGGCAAAGGUUACAGCUAAUAGGGUUGCAGUGGUAGUGGCAAAUGAAUGGAAGGAUGCUAAUGACAAAGUAAUGCCUGUUAAACAGUGGCUUGAGGAACGAAGAUUCAUGCAGGGUGAGAUGCAGCAACUUCGAGAUAAACUUGCCAUUUCAGAGCGUACUGCAAGAUCUGAAGCUCAAUUAAAAGAGAAGUUUCAUUUACGGCUCAAGGUUUUAGAAGAUGGAUUGAGAAUGUCGGCAAGUGGUACUAACCGUAUCAAUGUGGAGGGAAAGAAUGUAAGCAAUGGUCCUUCACGUCGCCAGUCCCUUGGUGGAGCUGAUAAUAUUCCAAAGAGUGCUAAUGGCUUCCUGUCAAGGAGACCAUCAUUUCAGAUGAGAUCUUCUAUAUCUAGUAGCACAGUUCUGAAACAUGCCAAAGGGGCAUCUAAGUCGUUUGAUGGUGGCACUAGGUCAUUGGACCGUAGCAAAGCCCUUUUGAAUGGAGCAGGCUUAUUGCUGAACAAGUCUUCAGACGCAACUAGGGAUAAUGUCUUGCAAAACAGUUGGAAAGAAAAUCCAGAUGACAAAACCACUGAGUUCCCUAAUGUCGACGCGGAUGAUUGUGUAUCUGGGUUAUUGUAUGACAUGUUGCAGAAGGAGGUUAUUUCAUUGAGAAAAGCAUGUCAUGAGAAGGACCAAAGCUUAAAAGACAAGGAUGACGCAAUUGAGAUGCUGGCCAAGAAAGUUGAUACAUUGACUAAAGCGAUGGAAGUGGAGGCAAAAAAGAUGAGAAGGGAAGUAGCUGCAAUGGAGAAAGAGGUGGCUGCUAUUCGAGUGGAGAAAGAACAAGAUAACAAGUCCAAGAGGCUUGGUGGUUCCAAGGGCCCGACGAGUACUUCUCAAUUGCUACCAGGAAGGACUCUGCCUCGUAGUGGGUCGAUGCGCAAUCAAUAACGAAGAAAUACAAGGGUUGAAGAUAUCAACGAGAUCCUCUGCAUCGUUCUUCAUCCCUCGGUCGAGUUGAUCUUUAGACUUAAACCAGCACCAGACACCCUGCAACACUCUGCCAGGGAGCUCAUUUGGAAAAUGAGAUCCUGUUCGCUGCCAGACUUCGACUCUAUAUAGUUUGGCUACAGCAAGUGAUGCAUGGGUUUGCUAACUUCAUGACCUCUUAUUUUGGUAAGACAAUGUCUUAUUUGUUUUGUAUAGCCUGGUGUAUCCUUGUUCUUCAGCAUUCUACAAAGUCACGCCAGUAGUGUUUUGGUUUUCCUUUUUCUUUCUCCGCUUCUUUUCAAGGAUGUGGGAAAUAUUGUAAUUCCAUAUUUGCGUUUGCUUGCGUGCUACACACUCUAAUUGAUUGUUCCUAGAUUUGUGUGUGUUAUACACCCCCUAAUUGGUUGAUCUUGAUUUCCUC